Molecule: messenger RNA, 426 nt
Organism: Didymosphaeria variabile
Lineage: Eukaryota; Fungi; Ascomycota; Dothideomycetes; Pleosporales; Didymosphaeriaceae
Gene: YKE2
Product: Prefoldin subunit 6
Exons: 4
Coding region: 1-426 (141 amino acids)
Biological process (GO): protein folding; chaperone-mediated protein complex assembly
Cellular component (GO): prefoldin complex; cytoplasm
Molecular function (GO): protein-folding chaperone binding
Source: RefSeq, a predicted model, not a curated record
AUGAGCGACGUGCAGAAGAAGCUGCAGGCGCUGUCCGACGAUUACCAGAAGCUGCAAGGCGAGCUUUCCAACGCAGUAGAGGCGCGCCAGAAGCUCGAGUCGCAGCAGCAGGAGAAUACCACCGUCAAAAAGGAAUUCGACCUCCUCGACGACGAUGCGAACAUCUACAAACAGAUCGGUCCAGUGCUCUUGAAGCAGGACAAGACCGAAGCUGUCAUGUCGGUCAACGGGCGCCUGGACUUUAUCCACAAGGAAAUUUCACGAAUAGAAAAGCAGAUCAAGGAUAUCCAGGACAAGAGCGAGAAGGUCAAGGUGGAUGUAAGGCUACGACUACUUGAUAUUAUUGAGAUCUCGGAAGGUCUAACAACAUGGCAGAUCAUCCAGAUACAAUCAGCGGCACAGCAAUCGCAGGAGGCUGCGGCGUAA